This is a messenger RNA of Helicoverpa armigera (cotton bollworm), 4421 nucleotides long. Its product is annotated as guanine nucleotide exchange factor DBS. Bases 247 to 3369 code for a protein of 1040 amino acids. The record is from RefSeq and is a predicted model, not a curated record. Gene Ontology annotation, molecular function: protein binding; guanyl-nucleotide exchange factor activity. The transcript has 20 exons. NCBI's taxonomy places the organism in Eukaryota, Metazoa, Arthropoda, Insecta, Lepidoptera, Noctuidae. Gene Ontology annotation, biological process: intracellular signal transduction. Gene Ontology annotation, cellular component: cytoplasm.
CGCUAUCCAAUAGUCUCUUUCAUACUCGGGGACGUUCCGCGGUCUUCUUUGAUAUUAUUAAACGUGAAGGCGGGUCGAUGAACGAAUUCGGCAAAAAAUGACGGUCAAUUAUGCAAUACGAUACAUUAUUGACAAUCCGUAAACACGGAUUUGUGUUGGAAAACAAAGAAGGGACGUUUUAAACGAAAAAUGUCGUAAAAGGCAGGUUAGCGUGUUGUGUUUGUUUUCGGUGUUUCGGUGGAAACGAUGGCCAACUCCCCGACCAGUAUAGAAACACAAAUAGACAGUUUUUUGGAGCAAUUUAAGAGGAGUGCGUCUAAAGCGAUGGAGGAGAGGAUGGAGUGGCCUGAUGGUCCGUCGCCAGGUGGAGUCGUCAAGUCUCGCAGUAGCUGCUUCGCCCUGGACGCAGCAGCUGAAGCGGAGUGCGAUGGUUGCGGCGGCGACGGCGACGAGGGCCGCAAUGUCAGCGAGUUGCUGCUACCGCAGUAUGCGCUGGCCACCGGCGGCCUGGCCAGGGACCACCGGCCUCUCAUCACCUUCCCCGACAACAACAACUUCCACAUCAUCACCCCCUCGGAGUACCGGCGGCUGCUGCUUUACCUCACCUCUGUGCCCUCGUUAUUGGAAGCAGACAUGGGCUUCCACAUUAUAAUAGACCGAAGAAAAGAUCGAUGGAACUCCGUCAAAACAGUAUUAUUAAGGAUCUCAGAAUUCUUCCCAGGGAUAAUUCACGCUGUGUACGUUCUUCGGCCAGCAAGUUUCCUGCAGAAGGCGCUGUCAGAAGUCAGUAGUAAAUUAUUCAAAGAAGAGUUCAGGUUCCGGGUGCUAGUCUGUUCGUCGGUUGAAGAGUUGUACGAACACUUUGAUAGGUCACAACUGACGCCGGACCUGGGUGGGGAACUGCAGUAUUCACACGCAGAGUGGAUACAGCAGCGGAUAGCACUAGAGAAAUUUUCUACAUUAAUGAAGGAAAUCUCAAGCAAAUUGGACGAGUUCAUGCAUGAGAUUGUAGACUGCGAUAUGGGAAACGACCCGACACAAACCAAAGAUUUAUUAGACUGUCAGGAAAAUAGGUAUAAAGCUUUAAAAACUGAACUAACGUCGGCAACGUCGCAAGGCGAAGAGUUACUGACGCAAGUGCGGAAACCAAACCUUACUUAUAAUAUUAUCAGUCAUGUCGCUGCGGUUGAGAGAUUACUGGUGCAACUGGAGGAGACUGAGAAACAAUUCGACUGUUUCUGGCAAAAACAUUCCACAAAGUUAAACCACUGGCUCAAAUUCAGAACGUUUUUAUUAAACUUUAAACAGAUGCAGGCUACUUUGGACAAUCAUCUAAAAGCAGCGUGCGAUAUGACGGAGGUGGGCGAAACUGCAAUCAGAGUGGACAGCCUUUUACAAGAAGCUGGUGACUUUGAGAAACUCUGCAAUUGUGAUCUUGAUACUGCAACCUCGGUUAUUGAAGACGGUGAAAAAUUAAUGGAAGACCCGCUAAGUCAAGUCGACCACAUAGAAUCAAAAUGCGAGGAACUACGACGAACGAGUGCUUUGCUAUUGGAUAAAAUACAGAAACGAAAUCUACUUCUGACCAAAGCCAGAGAACUCAUGGACAGGAUAGAUAAGGCGAACGAAUGGUGCGCAACUGGAGUCGAGAUCCUGGCCGGGGAAGGAGGUCUGAUAGCCGUAGACAAACUCUUGGAAGAUGCCACCAGCUUCGGCCUCACCGCGCCCGAUCAGUUCCGGGACAUGCUGAUGCAGUCAGCUACACAGGAGACCAGGGCACUUGUUACACAGGUGGCACAAAGAGUAGAAGACGUAUGGCUGAUGGUGUCCGUGAAGCGAGCGUCCUUGCAGCGCGCGGCCGCCAAGCCGGCGCGGCCCGUGCAGUCCGUGCCGCCGCAGAGUGCCGCCAUACCCGCCACCAACCACCAGAUGGAGACGUCGGGAGGGUCAGAGAGUUCUGGCGGAGAAGAUGCAGAGGCGCGGCGGUCGCGGCGCGGCCAUGUGCUCGCCGAGCUCAUGCAGACCGAGCGAGUCUACGUGCAGGAGCUCGGCUCCAUACUAGCUGGGUACAAAGAAGAGAUCGAAAAGCCAGAAAAUCAGCACUUGUUGCCUGCAGCACUAGUGGGCCAGGCCGACGUAUUGUUCGGCAACCUACACGAACUGUUCACAUUCCACCAGGACGUGUUCCUCAAGGAUUUGGAAAAGUCGAUAUCUGCCACGGAACUCGUUGCCUUAUGUUUUGUUGAAAAGAGGGACACAUUCUUCCGGCUAUACAGCUACUACUGCCAAAACAUCCCGCGGUCGGAGCGACUACGCGAGACACUAGUGGACACACAUCUAUUCCUGCAAGCAUGUCAGUUGCGCCUUGGACACAAGCUGCCACUAGCCGCCUACCUUCUCAAGCCUGUGCAGCGGAUAACCAAGUACCAGCUACUGCUAAAGGACCUACUCCGGUAUAGUGAAUGCGGAUCAAUGACUACAGGCCUGCAGUCAGCACUGGACUGUAUGCUCGUCGUACUCAAGUGCGUCAAUGACUCCAUGCAUCAGAUCGCCAUUACUGGCGUCCCGCUGGACAUAAGCCAGCAAGGCGAGCUGCUGAUGCAGGGCUCGUUCCUCGUGGUGUCGGAGAACAAGCGUGACCUGCGCUUACGCAUACGACCGCGUCGCCGACACAUCUUCCUCUACGAAAAGGCCAUGCUAUUCUGCAAGCCUGCUACCAAGAACAGUCACAAUAAAGCGACAUACCAUUUCAAACAUGACUUACAGAUGUCACAAAUCGGUCUGACGGAGUCGGUGAAGGGCGACCCGCGCAAGUUCGAGGUGUGGCGGCAGGGUCGCGCGGAGGUGCACACGCUGACGGCGGCGAGCGCCGACGUCAAGCGCGCCUGGGUGGAGCGCGUCAAGCGCGUGCUGCUCGACCAGCUCAACGAGCUCAAGGGCGAGCGCGUGCGCCAGUACAGCGCGCAGCACAGAACACUAAUACAAACGAGUUCAUGGGACCUGGGCCCGCCGAGCCAGCCGCAGAAGGCGAGCGCCGUCCCCAACCCGACGCGCACGGCGUCGUGUGAGGCGCACGACGAGCCGUGCUGGUCCACCGACCCCUCCGACGACGACGACGACGAGCCCGAACACCCGCCGGCGGUGGGGUGCGCGCUGGUGGCGCUGUCGGACUACACGGCCGUGGGGCCCAGCGAGGUGUCCCUGCGCGACGGCCAGCACGCUGAGCUGCUCAAGGUGGGCUGCGCCGGCUGGUGGUACGUGCGGCUCGCAGCGGGUCAGGGCGAGGGCUGGGCGCCUGCGGCGUACCUGGACCAGCGCAAGACGUCGCGCUCGUCGAGCCGCUCGCACGACCGCCUGCACGACCACUGAGCGCCGCGCGACUCACCAGCCUGUCGCAGGACAGUACGCUGUGCUCCUACUCCUUACCCCCUCGGUUCCCCGACCUCUACUAGAUCAGUUAGCUUCUAAUAUGGAUAUGUCUAGAAGACGAGUCCUACAUUUACCUGGUAAAUUUUUAGACCAAGUGCCUCAACAUGUCUUCUUCAUAAUCAUAUUCGAUUAAAAACGAUCCUAAGGGUGUAGAUCUUAAAGUUGUUUUCAGCACCAGUAGCGAACGCCCCGAACCCCACUUGUUAAUAUUUUUCAAUGUAUGUAAAUGUUGUUCUAAAAAGCUUUAUUGUAAAUUAGUUUUAGCCCAAACGUGUUGUCGUUACGAUUAUCCAAAGCUAUAUAUAGUGGCGUAGGACGUUGUUAAGUAGCUGUGACUGGUAUCGUAUCAUUUCUGUAUAUAAAUCUACGUUUAUUUUUAACUAUAGUUAUUUAUUUGAUAAUAGUUGAGCUUUCGGUGUUCUUUCGUGUUAACGUCUUAAUUCCCCAUGACAGAGUCUGUAUAGAACUGUUUUCCCUUUGUAGGGACCGUACAUUGGUAUAUUUACAACUAUCAUUCGUCAGUUAUCCUAAGACUUAAGACAUGUCUAAUUUAUGAUUGAUAGUUUUCAUAUCAUUCUAUACUUACAAUAUACCUAUCAGUGUCCUAAUACACUACUUGGUGCAAAUGGUUUGUACCUGGCGUUAGAUGGAAUAUCUUCAUAAAUUAUGAGAAAUUUAAAUACAUAUUAGCAUAAUAAAAUACCAACCUACUUCGAGGAUUGCACAUAAAUGUUAAUGUGUUUGCUAGUCGGCGUGAAUAUUUUUACGAUCAUGUAACUAUCAUUAGCAUAUCGUGAAAUGUCAUUUGCUUUUUUAUAUUUUUUGAUUAUAUCACUUUUUUAUUUCGGUACUGUCUCAUUGUUGUAUUAUAAAGUCAAAUCUACAUAUAAAUUGUACCUACAUACCUACUAUUAUAAUAAAUUGUUCUUUUGUAUAAAAUUACGUUUAUACUUAUUGAAAAUGAUCACAAUUACACUGAAUCGGUCCAUUUA